Messenger RNA from Coffea arabica (coffee), 1321 nucleotides. RefSeq lists its product as uncharacterized. NCBI's taxonomy places the organism in Eukaryota, Viridiplantae, Streptophyta, Magnoliopsida, Gentianales, Rubiaceae. The record is from RefSeq and is a predicted model, not a curated record.
ACUUUGUAGGGACGUCCGUCCAACUCUCUCUUUAUGCAUGUGAUUUCAACCACUCCCUUUUCUCGUACGCGCUUCUAAACUUAUACCCUCUUUCGAUUGAGCAUCAGCCCGGGCCUAUAAAGAGCUGCCAUUUCUUGUAUUCAGGACACUCACAAUUCAGAAACAUUCUGAUCAUCAUGGCUACUCACAAAGUUCUGAGUUUUGUCUUCUUUGUUUUGCUGGGCAUAGCAAUAUGUUGUGAAUGCCGAUCACUCCUCACUUUUGAAGGAGGUGGCUACAAUGAGGGCCCAGGUGGUGUCACGGUAGGGGUUGGCUCUGACCAUGGUACUGGGGCUGGCGGAGGAGGCGGUUAUGGCAGUGGUGGUGGUGUAGGAGGUGGAGGUGGUUAUGGUGGAGGAGGUGAAGCUGGUGGAGGCUAUGGGAAAGGAGGCGGUGCAGGAGCAGGGGGUGGUUAUGGUGGAGGAGGUGAAGGUGGAGGAGGCUAUGGAAAGGGUGGCGGUGCAGGUGCUGGAGGAGGUGAAGCUGGUGGAGGCUAUGGGAAAGGAGGCGGUGCAGGAGCAGGGGGUGGUUACGGUGGAGGAGACGAGGGAGGAGGAGGCUAUGGAAAGGGUGGCAGUGCAGGAGCUGGAGGAGGUGAAGCUGGUGGAGGCUAUGGGAAAGGAGGCGGUGCAGGAGCAGGGGGUGGUUAUGGUGGAGGGGGUGAAGGUGAAGGAGGCAAUGGAAAGGGUGGCGGUGCUGGAGCUGGAGGCGGUGAGGGUGGUGGAGGCUAUGGGAAGGGCGGUGGUGUAGGUGGUGGAGGUGGAUAUGGUGGUGGAGCAGGUGGUGGUUAUGCUGGAGGGGGUGAGCAUGGAGGAGGUUAUGGUGGAGGAGAAGGAGGUGGUAAGGGGGGUGGUUAUGGUGGAGGUGAAGGAGGUGAAGGAGGUGAAGGAGGUGGUAAUGGUGGUGGUUACGGAGCUGGAGGUGGACAUGGUGGAGGUGCUGGAGAAGGUUAUGGUGGAGGAGAAGCUAAUGGAGGUGGAUAUGGCAGCGGUGGAGGAGCAGGUGGUGGACACGGAGGUGGCUAUGGAGGUGGUGCUGGUGGUGGUUCAGGCUAUGGUGGUGGUGGUGGUUAUGCACCUUGAGAACCCAUGCAUGCAAUUUAAAUCUAAGUUUACGUGGCAAACUUACCAAUAAUAUGUACUAGUAUCUUAUAAGCGUAUCAUUAUCUGUUUUCUCUUUUUCCUCUUUAAUUCAGAUUUCAUGGAUUUUCAAUUCUUAAGAGUGAAGAGUUACUAUAGUCAGUCAGCUCUACUGAACUUAAUAUUUAGUGUUUGUUCAAGGC